AUGGUCUCACGAUCCCUAUCAAUUUUUGUAGGUGUUUUGUGUGUGAUCCUCCUCCCGGCUGUAUUUGGUGAGUUUACCUCAUUUUUGAAGGUUUUAAACUAUCUUAAAGUUGAUCUUAAGUCUCAUGCAUGCAGUGAAAAAGAUAAAAAACAGGUUGAUUAUCAAGUCUUGUAUCACACCUUUUAAUCUAACUCCAGUUGGAUAAAUGAAUGUUUACCUGCUAAUCUCAACAGUUCAAUUCAUGACAUGACCCCCUUGUUAUGUUUACAUGUUACAGCUGAUUAUUGCACCGACUAUGUGGACUCAAAUGGAUACUACCAUGACCAGCAGAACUGUGGGAGUUAUUACUGCUGCGGAAACUGCUAUCAAAUGGCCUGCUGCAAAGAUAGGACGUACCGUAUAAGUUCAGAUGAACAAAGACUGUGUGGUGGAGGAGGAGGAGGAGGAGGAGGAGGGUGGGUUCUUGUUUUACACCUUAAUUUCAAUAUUCAUUAUGCAGUGAGAGAAAAGUUGGAGAUAUUUUGGGUGUAUUUCAAGGAAAAUAAUCCAUUUGUUUUGUGGUUGUCUUCCACAGUUCUAACAGCAAAAAAAGCAAACUUGCCACUCUUCUGGGAAGCAUCCUAGGGUCUAUAUUACCCGUCCUGCUCUGUGUGGGCCUCGCCAUCUGCUGUUUGGCUCCUUGCUGCUUUCUCUACAAGAAGUGCAGAAAAGGACGCGGUCGAGGUAUGUCACUGCUUCUGUUUCAUUGUGCUAGUUAGGCGCAUCUAGAGCUUUAGUUUUUCAAGGAGAGGUGAAGUUGGAAUUAACUUUGUCAUUUUAGGUCCAGGGUUUUUCAAUUUUCUAUCAAGACUUGGUUAAGUGGAUACACACCACUCAGGCUGGCAUUGCUGGGCUGGUUCAUAUAUGCAUGCUUGAAGUAAUCGCAGCAACUACAUAGGAUUUGCUACGGUCACUAAAAUGCUAAAAUGGCUAAAUGGCUUGUUUAUACAUCAAGUUCAUAUGGCAUCUAUUUCAAAAAGGAUGGUUUUUAAUCAUUGUUAGAUAAAUUAAGUAAUGUGGAAUAGGUUUAAUACUAAAGCCAGCAAGGAUUUGGAAAUUUCCAAGUCAGCAGCAACCAUCUUUGUUCUUUGUCAACCAAAUGGUUCAACGACUGGAGGGAUAUCCGUCUGAUCAGAGGGGAAACAGAAACAUGAAGGGUCAUCUUGUUUUCAGGUUACUGUCAUUUCUGUUCCACUAAGCAGAUUUGAACAUUUUUGCUGGGUGUUGUUUUGACCUGGCGUAGUGUAAACAUUGGAAACCAGAACUUCUAGUGCCCUCUUAAUACAUCUCAUAUCCAUGUUAGAGUAUAAGGGUCAGGAGCAAUUUCUUUUUUCUAUUUUGCAUUUCAGGAAAAAAAGUCAAAUCACUGCAAAUAACAUUAAAAAAAAGUUAAGAUGUUGAGAAAUGCAAUUUCACAAAUAAAGUCAUCAGUAGGUGUCACAUGACUAUAUAAAACUGAGUCUUAGUUGCAGUGCACCUUGAUUGGUUAACUCUUUUAUUCCCCGACACUUUGUGUUAUAUGACUUGUAAAUAAAACACUAAUGCACGGUAAAGAUAUAAAGAUGCAACAUGUCAUGUGCUUAUCCCCUCAGUCUGUCAUCCAACACUGUUGAGGCUUAAAUCAACUCAAAAUGUGAACUCAGAUCACUCACUAACACAUUAAACAAAAGUUGACAGGUUUAAGUUUCCCUGUUUUGCUCAUCUUUGUUACCUGAACAGCUGGCACAGAUGUAACUGGUUUCAAACAUUACAUAACAGUGAAUGAUGCUCCAAUAACAAGUAAAAUUUUAUGGCCAAACUUCAGAUUCAUGUGAACUUCAAGAAGUUUUCUGUCAGGCUUUAAAGAGUUGAACUGAAAGGUUGAAUUUCAGUCAUCUCUUCUUCUAGUUGGACUGAGCUAACCUUUAUCUUCUGUUUGUGUUUUUAUUUUUUAAUAGCUGUGAUAAAAGUGAUCAUGAACAGAGAACAAGGUGGAUAUUUAUAUAUCGCUACCUGUCACUGCUGCAAAGUCAUGCCUUAAAUAGAGUUUGCAAUAACUUUUAUUUUUAUUUUAUUAUGAACUGGGUUAGAAAGUAUCAAAAUCAUUAUCAUAAAUAGUUAGAAUAAGUUUAAAAGUGGGUUCAAAGAUGAGGGAAAUGGUUAUGUUAACUGAGGUAACAAAAAAAAAGACAAGAAGGGUCAAAGGUUAUAGCUGACCUAAUAAUCUGACCUCUUUCUGCAACCUGUUGAUUCACCUCUUACUUGUCUUGAGAGAAAAUAUUAUUCUUGUACAGUAAGGGUGUCGCCCCCUGCUGGUUAAAAGAAAGAAUGCCGGAUUGAAUUCCUUUUUAUUCUUUGAGGGGGAAACCACAGGCAGUAGAUUCAUCCAAUAAAUUGUGUAUGGUCAAAAAUCUGUCCUGACUGCUUCCUUCUUUUGUUUCACAACAAACUCUGUGAUCUGUGUUUUUUCAGGCCCUGCUGUGAUCCAUGUCCCGCAGCAGCCACACCAUCCUGGACAACCAUCCGGCCCAGGCUACAACCCUGUACCUGUUCAGCCUGGUUUUGGAGGUGGUCCCUCUGGACCGCCUCCUUACUUUGAUGGCAGUGAGUACUUUUCUAAUAUUUAUCAAUCUAAAAACCUUUUAAAUUUCCUACAUACAAUACUAAUAAACUUUCCAAAUCAAUAAUUGUCUGUGGUAAAACAUUCUCCAGUUAUCUCCUCACAACAGCGAUUCUUGGUGGUUCGAUACAUGUUAAAAAUUAAAGACUGUACAGGAGUGAGUAACUUUUUAAGGAGUAGAUUGUGAUGGAUAGAUGACCUGGACAGAGCAUCUCUGUGUGGAGUGUUCAGCCUGCCGUGGAAAGUGCUAAAAACGGCCCCAAGGUGGAAAACCGGUGAACCAGUGGCGGGGUCAAGCACCACAAAAACUUAGAUUUAGCUAAAUAUAUUUGUACAUUUCAUUUUAAGGUAUUCGAAGCUAAAAAUAAGGACUUUAAUGAGUGUAACAAGCUACCAAUAAAGCCAUGAAGCAUAUUUAUGAUAAGGUUUUAGAAACAAGAUGCGAUACUUAUUGAAACAACUGUAUCAAGAAAUUAUGUCAAAAUAUAGACAGCUCAUCUCUCCAACAAAAUAACUCUGACAUUUAGAGCUCUUCUUUGUCUUGGAUCAGUAUGAAACCCUUCAAAUCCAUCAGAAUAAGAAUUUGAUUUAUGGUUUGAUGUCAAAAACAACAUUUAGAGCUUUUCUUUGUCUUGGAUCAGUAUGAAACCCUUCAUAUCCAUCCAAGACUUACAUCUGUGUCAGAAAAUAACUGGUUAUUUGACUAAAAGUCCAAAAAUGCAUCUUACAGGAGAUGACAGAUUUUAUUACCAGUUUAUUUUAACAGUAAUAUGUUUGGCCAGAUUCUGACUAAGAUCAGAGAAUCAAGUGAGUGCAACACAAAACUGAGGACAGUUUUGUCUUCGCCUACACUGAAAAUAACAAAAAUCAACCCUGCAUCAUCGCUCAUGUUAUUAUUCAGUCCAAAAGAAAUGCAACGUGUUACUUUUUUUCAAUCUGCAAAAAAAAAGCUAUGCACUGUCACUUUGCUGUGAUUAUUCACCAUCUAUAUCUUUUCGUUUCUUCGACAGAUCCAGGCGCCUUCUCUCCUGGUCAGCCAAUGUACCCUCUACCGAACCCACAGCCGCCCUACAACCCAGCUUAUAACCCAAACCACUAA
Molecule: messenger RNA, 3737 nt
Organism: Xyrichtys novacula (pearly razorfish)
Lineage: Eukaryota; Metazoa; Chordata; Actinopteri; Labriformes; Labridae
Source: the annotation of a GenBank genome assembly